Messenger RNA from Dermacentor albipictus, 4311 nucleotides. RefSeq lists its product as uncharacterized. The record is from RefSeq and is a predicted model, not a curated record. Lineage: Eukaryota; Metazoa; Arthropoda; Arachnida; Ixodida; Ixodidae.
AUGCACACGUGGCAGACAAAAAACGCGCUCUGUUUGGGUCACAAUCCGUCGUCCGACGGCCAGGCGAACACGCGCGCCGAGACCAAAACCAAAACUGCACAGCGUCGACGGGGAGGACGGCCUUGCGAGGCGCCGCACGACGGAGGAGUGGCUGCUGCUGCUGCACGAGCGCGUGGCGUCGUCGCCGCGUGCCGCAGUUGUGGCGCGCGCACGCCGUGUCUUCGGAGGCCGGCCGAAGUGUGCGCGCCGAGCCCGGGCCGUGCAGCCGGCGAGGGGAGCCUGGAGGCACAGCUGCUGCUGCUGGGUGAGCCCGUGACAGGCCUCGGCCACCCCGUGUCACCGAGAGGGACGCCUCGAGAGCAGCGGGCUACACGUGCGCGCGAUCGGGGAAGUUGGCCGCUCGCAGGCGCGACUCUUCGCGUCGAUCGCCGGGGGGAGUCAUGGUCCAGAAACAGCCACCGUCUUGGAAACCGAAACGUCCCCGGCCUGUUUCUUAUGGAAGGACAGCAUCAAGCAUGGCCGCAGGACCCAGCAGCAUCCGCGAUUGCCGCCACCAGGACGCGGAAUGGCGCCAAAACCAAUGCUGAUACUGAUGACACAGGGAUCUACUAUACACUGAAGCAUCCUGUACGUCGCAACAUGGAUGUGGUCCUCACUUGCAGAACGUCGGGACGUAGGUCGCCCAGGCCAUGGAGACAGAUCUCUGCAGCGAUCAAGGUCCGAGAUGCCGAGAUGCUGCAAAUGUGCGAGCCGCGUGGCGCUCCCGGAGCCACAGCAGUCAGAGGCACGCAGGCCACGGAAAAAGCGCCGUCCAUGUCACCCCGCAGCGCCACGUCGCCCCCUUAAUUCUCACGGGAUUUCUCUCAAUCCCAUUUCGACGCGUCGCUCGUCUGACCGCGGAGAAGCGGCUGGCCGUGCUCCCCGUCGGUCGUCAGACCUCCCACGUGGUUGGGGCCCACCCGCGAAACGUGCUUUCCGCGCCCAUGUUUGUAUACAGUAAUCCGUUCGUGCGGCCUGGCCCGACCCUCGAGGGAGAGCGUGGCGGGUUCCCUGUUGUGCGCGCUCGUCUAUACAUAUACAGGUCGCAGGUGGCGUCGUUUAGCAUUUAGACGAAUCGCAGGACGAAUAGAGCCGGAGUCCUCGCCUCAAGGUCGGCGUCAACUGUGUACGCGCCCGUGUCCUGCACUCCGAGGCUCCGCAUUUCUCUCAGUUCGGCCGCAAAUGGAGCGCUGUUAUUCGCAGUUCUACCAACUGCUCCUACAGCAUUCCGGCUGCCGUCAGCUUCGGCACUUGUCUGAAGGCGGGCGGUGGGCACCACGCGCCUUUGUCUUUACCAGCUUCAACAUUGCAUAUAACAAGAAAAAGCUCGCCGCCAAUUCGAGCGGCGAUGACGAACCGAAAUGUAAAGUUUAGCUUUCUACAGGAAUUUUGAAGAGUAAUGUAGAACAGAGCAAGUGAGCGUCCACUGAUGAAAGGAUGCAAACUUCUCGUCAUCCACAACAAUGUCAAAAGUUGCGAUGAGUUGGGUGACGUCUCCUUGUUAUUAUAAGCAACCCACGAAAAGUCAUCUGAAGUCUUGCGCGCUGAAACAAUAUGUUGGGGUAAGUUAUCGCGCUCCUUUAUCUAGGUUGAAAUACCUGCUUUAUACGUGAAAAUUCCAUUCAAAGCAUUCGCAUUGAACUGCUGCUGAGCCAGAAUAAAAUCCAGUUGCCGGUAAUCAGAUUUAAAUACGUGAUGAUGCAAAUUUUAUGUCUUCGUGUUGAACUAUAAGACUGCAUUGACGCCUUUCAGACAAAGGUGCUAACGCCCCUUAGCAUAUUAGCAUAACCAUCAAUUAAACUAAUAGGGUCACUUUUUUUUUACCUUUUGCGAUAAAAGAAAACUAGAGAAAGAGUAUAUUAUCUUUCGAAAGUAGUAUUUUUCACGAGGAAUAAAUAGCUUAAAGGCGGAAAGCAAAUAAUAACAAUAGUAAAUAAAAUUAAGUACGGGAGAGGAUGUGUAAUUAAUUAAAUCAAGCAACAUGAAGAUACAGACACAGCAGGCCUCUAGCUAAGGCUUGGAAGAGACUCAGAUAAUGUCACUGUAUUCACUUCGUGAUGUUUCCACGAAACACAACAGCACGUGCGUUCAGACUACUUGGUGGGGAUUCAAGAUUAUUCUCGUUAUAAAAAAAGAAAAAGAAGAGAGAAAGAAAGGAAGUACAAUACUAGCGCGUGUGUCCCCUUUACGUUCGCAUAGAAAGUAGUAAAAGACCAUGAACCACGUUAGUCUGAUAUAUAUCUUACUAGAAUAAUCUACCUUCGCACAAUCUUCUUAAAGGCCGCUUAUAGACCAUUUUCAAAGAGGAUUGCUCACGCAGUGAACGGCAGGAAGAACGUGCCAUCCGUCACCCUAGUCUAUUAGUAGACAUAACCGGCGUAUCGCUGUAAAGAGUCGUCGCAUACGUCCCACGAACGCGCCAGUUCGCAGAAACGAAGAGGCCGGCAACUUCGCUUGUCUCUCGGCCAAGGAUUUCCGCUGAUCUAUCAAUGGCUGAUCUGGGUGGAUAUCUUCAGCGUAAAACAGCACUAGCCACGUGAAACUCCGGAAAGUGUGAGCCUCGGUGAAAGACAAUCCAAUCACGCAUCGCCAGAAGCCGCAGCUCCGAACACAAAAGGGAGGCGCUGAUGAGUAUUAUCGCGGUAGAGAGCCGGUCACCUUGUCCGUCGUGUAAACCACGCCCAUCGCGGGCCGAAACAAAGCCAGCGUCGUCGCUCAACACACCCCGCGCCAGACCUUAUCGUGCUAUCAGGCGAUAAAACAACGCAAACGGUCGCCGCGCCAUUAACGUCGCUGGCUGCAAGUCUUCUCUGCGCGAUUCCUCCCAGAUUUCUAUCGGCCGCCGUGAAACAAUAAAGCCGUGCCGGGAAGCCGCGCUGCGCUGCCGCAAAGAAGUGUGGACGGGGCCGGCUGCUGCACCUCCCGGCUUUCGCUCCUCUCUUCUAGCUGCCGGAGACAGCGGCAACAGCUGGUGCGGGCCGACCACCGCCUUCUCGCUUGGGCCAAGACUAACAAGAGGGAUAAACAGGCGUUGUGGGACGAGAGAGAGGCCAAAAAAAGAAAGCUAGCAUUCCGCGAAUAUUACGAUUCUGGAUAAGCGAGCUCUUCGCCGUCACGGUACAAAGGGGGCUCUCUUAGUUCUCCGUAGAGGAAGAAUAAUUAAUAUCCUCUUUGCCUCAUACAAGAGUGCCGAAAGGAAGUAGCGAUAGAGAAGGAGAGUGACAAGAAUAGAUUUCACUACAGAUCUCUCUCGCCUGCAGGGUUGCUCAAGCCUUUCCGGCCAGCGAAGAGAAAGGGGCAGGGGUUUUCAGCAAAUUCACGAUGGUUAUCCGGUCAAAUGAGCGGUUGUACAUGGAUCGCAAGUAAUGAAUUCGUCGUUUUCCGUCUCGCUAUGUCCCCUUAUCAGCACACGGCCCUUCCUUCUUAGUAAUAGCCGGACGUGGCCAAGGGAACACGCCGGCACAGCCAAUGAGCGGGCAGCUGCAAAGGAACGGCCCAAUGCGAGACCUGCUCCGUUGCUCAGUCAUGUGCGCUCCGACUCGAAAGGCAGGACACCAAAGACGCGUCAUUGCCCUCAGAGGCCAGGUUAUGCAAAUCUAAAGAGGCGGCAACUGCUGUUGCAAGCAGGUUCUGCUAGCGGCUUACAUGACUUCAGAGUACUACGUCGCUCGUGUGCGCGCCUGAGGGAGAUGUGAGCAUCGUAGUGCUUGUUCUGAAGCACUGAUCUGAAGUCGUAAAUUGGCCCUUGGAUAAAAGGGGUCGGCAGUAUCAACGGCGUGUCAAAGGGCGUUAUUUCAAUUGACCACGUUCUGGAGCCGUUUCGCAAGGCUUUUCGCUCGCAAGAAGUGUUUCCCAUUGGCUAGUGGCCAUUGAUUAUAAUAUGUUCGGUAUCAAAAUUGACUUUCGCUUAUUAUUCUGAACUGCUGUAGCGGACAAACUACUUUGUGAUUACGGGCAUUAAUUACUACUGCCGCUCAAGAAUAAAAAAGAAACAGAAAAAGAAAGAGUGGCUUUGACGACGUUGGCGACCUUUCUUUAUUCUUUAGGUUACAACCAAGCGUCCUUGAAUAAUCGUUACGAUACAAUGAAAAUCAUUUCGUCAGUUUUCAGGCUAUACAUAACGUGCUGGAAUCGUAUAAAGGUAACAUGGAUAAAAAGUAAAAUGUUCAUCGGUGCCUAAUGAGGUAACCUAAAAGCCGGUCUGCUGCUGCGUUUUCUUUCCUUUAAUUUAGUGCGCACGUAGUGUAAGUUUUUAACGUGUGCAUAACUUUA